CACCAUGCAAUCGCAAACACUGUUUUUGGUCAUCACUGGGUUGACAAUCCUGUCGAACCUGGUGUCGGUUGUGACCAAGGAGAGGGUCCAGGGCGCGGUGUAUGCUGUGUUUUUGAAAUUGUUCUUGACUGAAAAAUAUAACAAGCUGAUGAAACUCAAGUCAGAGCAGUUGGCAGUUAACAAGGAAAGGAACGCGAUCAGCGCACAAGACAAUUACGCUAAAUGGACGAAACUCAACAGAAAAUACGAUGCGCUGGCCGAGCAAAUAAAGAAAGAAGAGCACGCGCUCUCAGGCCAGAAAUCAUCUAUAGACAGUUACGUCUCCAGAGCAUUGCAAUUAUUGACUACGCUGCCCAUCAACGCAUUAAAACUAUGGUACGCUCGCAGAAGUCUUUUUUACACCAGACCUGGCACAUUUCCUUGGGUCAUAGACGCAUUGAUCAUAAAUAUUCCCUUUUUAGCUAGAGGCUCUGUGGGGAUUUACGUUUGGUGUUUCUGUGUGAACAGGGUUUUUUGGAUUCUGGUGGAUUUCGUGAAACUGCUCACCGAGCCAGGACCACUACCGCCUUCUAAAGAAAAAGUUAAUUAAUACAUCAAAAAGUAAACCUCAAUACACCACUAAUCCCAAAGCAAUGACUUAAAUACCAAAUUAUCUGAUCCAUUCCAGAAUUCCAUCAAGCGACCCAAAUUUGCGUUUCUUGCGAGUAGGAUCCAACAGUUUGUGAAGCUGAACAAGCUGUUCGUAGUUGUCAGCUUCCUGCGUCAAAUUGUUCAUGUUUAGAUAGCUUGCGGAUCUGGUAAGCGGAUUCAGUCUCAACGGCUUUAAUUUUUUGUGGUGAAGUAAUUUGUCCACCACAUAGUGGAGCCAGAGCAGGUUCGUAGAUGGACUAUAAACAGACCAGUCAAUAUCUGCUUCAUUUUGUCCGGAAAGUUGCUGACGCAUCAGUCUGUAAACAUCGAACUGAUAGUCGCCCUUGCCUUUGAAAAAGUGAGGAGAAUCAAGGCCUGUGAACAUAGUUUGUCCACCAAUCCUGGCUCUAGACAGUGUGUAAUCAAUGAGCUUUACUUCGACAGAGCUUUGCUCAUCGAGAGUUAAUUCAGCUAAAGAGUCCUGAGGAAUAGCAGCGUCGGCGCUGCCGGCAGACCGUUCUUUGAUGACAAUAUUACCCCAAUGCAAAUCACGGUGCUCGAAUUCAUGAGCGUCUUGUCCUCUCUUCAAAAUCUCAACAAUUCUAACAAAUAUUUCUAAUGCUUGAGUCCAACUUUUGAGCUCAAAAUGUUCUAAAUCUUGCCCUCCAUACUCCAGACGGAUAACGAGGUGAAGCUGACUUUUGGAGUACUCAUCUGGCCUCGCGUUGUUGGAGCCGUACUUGUGAUUGUACUUAUCCCACAGGUGCAAUAAUUCGGACGGCAUUGGGCCUCUCACAACGGUUGCAGAUUUCAUCUUGAUGAAGCCCGGCACAGACGACAUGGCCAUGGUGAUACUUUGCUCCUGAAUCAACUCUUUCAGUGUUGGUUGAUUCAGAUUCUCGUCGCCAAACGAAAUAACUUUCCAAACGCUGUGAGGUUCCCCAGUAUUAGAGUCUCUUUCAAGGAACACCUCACUGUAGGAAGAGUCGGCGAGUUUUUCCAAAACCUUGGCUUUGGAUAGCAUCUUGUUCAUCAACGCGUUGAAGGACACAACACGUUGUUGAUUGCAAAGCUUCAAAAGUAACUUGUGCUGAAGAGAAUCGUACUCUUCAGCACGAAUAGCAAAAACCUCUUUGCUUUCACAGCGAGUGCGACUGCUUCCUGUAGACAUGAAAGAAGAAAUCGAGAGCAAAGACGAAGAGUUUCUGAGUUUGUUUUUAAUUUUGUCCCUUGAAGUUUGGUUAGGCACCGGUAAAGAGAUGUCAACCGACGUUCUGGAAUUAUUGGCGGUACCACCAAUGAAUGAUUUUCUCAAAUUGUUGAGGGUAAGUCUGCGAGAGGAGGAAGAAGAAAGCGUAGUUUCGUCGCGGGAUGUAAGCGAUCUUAGCGAAAUAGAGUGUCUGAGUCUUAGAAAAGAAGAUUUUUUCUUGAGCUGCGGGGACUCGGGAUCAUCUUUAGGAGUUGUUUGGGUAUCAACAAUAGUGUUUUCUGCGUUUUCGGCCGCAUCUUUACCAUCUCCCUUCACAGCACCUGCUAUUCUAUGAGCUAUUGAUUUCAAGCUCGAACCAGUGGAUCUUGUUGAUACCGAGGAGGUGGUAGCAAGUGAUAAGGUAGAUAACCGGUUGUUUUUUUUGUCUUCUCGUUCUGACAGCUUGUUUAUUGUUGUUUCCGCAAGAACCCGUUUUCUGUCCGCAGUAGGAGCUCCUCUGAGCCGGCUCAAUGUGUCUCCACGGUUAUCCUGGUAUACCUCAAAAGAACGGUUUUCUUGCAGAAGCU
Messenger RNA from Ogataea polymorpha, 2406 nucleotides. RefSeq lists its product as uncharacterized. Gene Ontology annotation, biological process: tail-anchored membrane protein insertion into ER membrane. Bases 5 to 589 code for a protein of 194 amino acids. The record is from RefSeq and is a predicted model, not a curated record. NCBI's taxonomy places the organism in Eukaryota, Fungi, Ascomycota, Pichiomycetes, Pichiales, Pichiaceae. The transcript has a single exon.